Messenger RNA from Amborella trichopoda, 2032 nucleotides. It is a transcript of the gene BZIP68, whose product is annotated as basic region/leucine zipper transcription factor 68. Gene Ontology annotation, biological process: regulation of DNA-templated transcription. Lineage: Eukaryota; Viridiplantae; Streptophyta; Magnoliopsida; Amborellales; Amborellaceae. The record is from RefSeq and is a predicted model, not a curated record. Gene Ontology annotation, molecular function: sequence-specific DNA binding; DNA-binding transcription factor activity. Gene Ontology annotation, cellular component: nucleus.
AAGAGAGAGAAAAAGAGGGUUUCUCUGUCUCUUUCUCUAUCUCUCUGCAACUCCUUUCUCUAUCUCUCUGCAACUCCGGUUUAUUUGCCAGCAAAUCAUCUGUAAUUUAUACUCUCUCCAAAUCUCUCUCCAAACCCUAAUUAAUGGAAGAGAGAGUUUUUCGUCAGCGACGACAUCUCAGAUCAUAGCGUGGUUUCUGCCAUUAAAGAAGCUUUCUUGCACUGUUGUAGUGUAUUUAUCGUGAACAAUAUAGUUGGGGAAUUUGCUGUUGAUAAAGCUUCACAAAGUGUGGGUUUGGGCUCGUAGUUUGGUGGUUAGGGCUUCAGACGGUGCAGAAAAACGUCCGAGCCAUCUUGAAGAAUGGCUUGAGAAGCACAAGUAUUUCUGGCAAACUUGAAACAUGGGCAAUGGAGAGGUGGAUACAUCAGCAAAGCCAAAGACUUCUGCUCCCCAGGAGCAACCUCCAGCUAGCACCGCCACGGUGUACCCUGACUGGUCUGCAAUUCAGGCAUUCUAUAAUCCUGGAACCCCCCCAAUCCCUCCACCUGGCUUUUUCCACUCUUCUGUGGCAUCCAGCCCCCAAGCUCAUCCAUACAUGUGGGGACCGCAGCACAUAAUUCCUCCAUAUGGCACCCCACCGCAUCCAUAUGUUGCGAUGUAUCCACACGGGGGGCUCUAUGCCCAUCCAUCGAUGCCACCAGGAUCUCAUCCAUUUAGUCCAUAUGCUAUUCCUUCUCCAAAUGGCAAUCCUGAAGCUUCGGGAAGUGCCCCUGCUGGUGUGGAAGGAGAUCGUAAGUCAUCAGAAGGCAAGGAAAGGAGCCCUCUGAAUAGAUCUAAAGGAAGUUUAGGUAGUCUGAAUAUGCUUACAGGCAAGAACGAUUUAGGUAAAACAUCGGGAGCAUCUGCGAAUGGAGCCUACUCACAAAGUGGUGAGAGCGGGAGUGAAGGAUCAAGUGAAGGAAGUGACGCAAAUUCCCAAAAUGGUUCCCAGCAAAAGGCUCACUGUGGCCAAGGUUCUUUGGAAUCUGAGGCUUCUCAGAAUGGGAGCAAUCGGGCUGCUGUGCAAAAUGGAAUUCCUCGUACCCCUCCACAAGCUAUGAUGAAUCAUCAAACCAUGGCCAUUAUGGCGAUGCAACCCACUGCUGCUCCUGGUGGUGUUACUGGUCCUACUACUAACUUAAACAUAGGGAUGGACUAUUGGGGUGGACCAGCUGCCUCAGCUGUUCCUGCUCUUCAUGGCAAGAUCCCAACUACACCAGUUGCAGGAGCAGUGGUUCCCUCUGGUCUUGUUGGGUCUCGUGAUGGUGUCCCAUCUGAACUUUGGUUACAGGAUGAACGUGAACUUAAGAGGCAGAGAAGGAAGCAGUCAAACAGGGAAUCAGCGCGUCGUUCAAGGAUGCGUAAGCAGGCCGAGUGUGAAGAACUGGCACAGCGUGUUGACCUUCUCAAGGAGGAAAACACUGCCCUCAAAGCUGAACUGGGUCGGGUGAGGCAGGAGGUUGAGCAACUUGCUACCCAGAAUGCAUCUUUGAAGGAGAGACUCGGGGAAGUGGCUAGAGGCCAUGUAAUAUCAAGAACUGAUAGGAAUGACCAACGCACUGGCAAUGACAUCAGUCAAGCAGGUAAAACAGAGUCUACAUAGAGUUGGUUCCAGAACAAAAUACCCAUUUCACAGAGGUUCAACCUACUGCUUACGAGCUCAGCCUAACCACAGUAUCGAUGAAGUGUGUGUCUAUAUAAAUUAUGAGGUACAAUCCAAAUUUUUGGAGACCCAAAAAUGCCAGUCAUGAGUUACCAUAUGACCGCAUUUAUCAUUUUAUCUCUCCUUACAACUGAUCUUUUGACUUCUGAAGACUGAAGAGGUGCUGUUGUAACCUUAAGAUAGCACUUUGUGCCAUGCCUCUUUUUAUGUAGAGUAGAAAUUCAAAUCUCAUGCUCCCUUUUUGAGCUUGAGGUUUGUUGUAAUUUAUACACCAUGAGCAAUGCCGAAAGAAAUGCUUGAGGCUUGAAAUAUAGUUGCAGUUGUGACCAA